Messenger RNA from Acanthoscelides obtectus, 249 nucleotides. NCBI's taxonomy places the organism in Eukaryota, Metazoa, Arthropoda, Insecta, Coleoptera, Chrysomelidae. The record is from the annotation of a GenBank genome assembly.
AUGAUGAGCCGGACAUACUUGAAGACGCGCGAGCAGGAAGACGUAGACUACGUGCAGAACGGAGUGAACGUAGGCCACGAGAUGAGGUUUAAAACGGAAACCAUGGAGGUGGAGAGGCGCGGAGAUGGAGUGGACGAACCUGACGUGUUCGAUUCUCUCUCGGCUAGAGCUAGAAGGAGAGCGGUCAAUAGGCAACCUCAUAGAUAUAGAGUGGUCGGAACGCCGCCACGACAACCGUUACUCCUCUGA